AUGCGAAAAACGCGAAUAAAGACGUGGAGUGAAACGCUGUGUCGUUCACACUUCAAUCACUUGAUAAAAUUACGAAAUGAUAGCGAAUCGCCAACUAGAAUAACAGCAUGUUAUCCCGCAAAGCAUAUAGAAAAAACAACGGUAUAUACGGUAGACAAUACACUUCUGGAGCAAUCAUCGAAGAUAAAGCUAAGUGUUCGAUGUGGUGCCUUAAUUUUAAGUCCAUUACGUUUGAUGCGAGUAUUUUCGGAAAGAAAACAACUUUAUCAGAAAAAUAAAACGAAGGUAAUUGUUACAAAUGAAACGACAGCUUCAACUAACGACAAAAACAAUUAUCGAAUUGGUGAGGGCGGCUUUGGGGCUGUAUUUCGAUAUGUGUACAACAACCGUGAUGUAGCGAUUAAGCAAUUACAUCACUGUCGACAUUCGUCAUCUUCUGAUUUUUAUUCGUUUUGCUCAGAACUGAACGCCUUCCGAUUACCGCCAUCACCAUACGUUGUUCAGGCGGUUGCGUUCACGUCAUCCGACAUUUGUUUACAGGUUGUAACAGAAUUUAUUGAAGGGAAAAACUUGCAACAAUUGAUUAGUGAUGACAAGUGGAAUGUUACCUUUUUGCAUCGUCUACAGCUUGCUUUUCAGGUGAUAAGUGGUUUAGUGCAUUGUCAUAAUCAUUUGUUACUACAUUUGGAUAUUAAACCAGCUAAUAUUAUUGUACACAUAAAUGGAAGGACGUGUAAAUUAUCAGAUUUUGGUUGCUCAAAAACUGCAACAACUUCAGAAAAUGGCUUAUUAGUUGUUGGUGAUGCAACAGUAAAUGCAGGAUUUGGUACCGUUGCUUAUAAGGCACCAGAAUUAUUAAAGGGUCAAGAAAUCACAGAUAGAGCUGAUAUCUAUUCUUUUUCAUUACUUCUAUGGGAACUUCUGACACGGGAAAGCAUAUGUAACUCCAUGCAUCCACACGUUUUUAUCUACAGUGUUGUCGUACACAAAUUAAGACCUAAAAUUGAGCAGUUGAAUAUACCGAAAGAUAAGUAUGGUAGAGCCUUAGUUACGCUACUUGAAAAUUGCUGGUCGGAUGAAUUAACAAGACGUCCGCGUGCUAUUACAGCCCAACAAAUCAUCAAAAAAUUUGUUGACUCCAAAAAAAAUUAA
Molecule: messenger RNA, 1152 nt
Organism: Brugia malayi
Lineage: Eukaryota; Metazoa; Nematoda; Chromadorea; Rhabditida; Onchocercidae
Product: Protein kinase domain containing protein
Exons: 9
Coding region: 1-1152 (383 amino acids)
Biological process (GO): protein phosphorylation
Molecular function (GO): protein kinase activity; ATP binding
Source: RefSeq, a predicted model, not a curated record